This is a messenger RNA of Lytechinus variegatus (green sea urchin), 1183 nucleotides long. Its product is annotated as dynein light chain Tctex-type protein 2B-like. The transcript has a single exon. Lineage: Eukaryota; Metazoa; Echinodermata; Echinoidea; Temnopleuroida; Toxopneustidae. Gene Ontology annotation, biological process: microtubule-based movement. Gene Ontology annotation, cellular component: cytoplasm; cytoplasmic dynein complex. Gene Ontology annotation, molecular function: dynein intermediate chain binding. The record is from RefSeq and is a predicted model, not a curated record. The coding region runs from base 600 to 1175 and encodes 191 amino acids.
AUUCGCGCUAAGUUGGCAACGGGAUAAACAUAACGUUCUCUUUAAGAAAACUCGUCAACAGCUUGUUAGCAUAGCAGUUCUAUAGUUCUAUAUUUACCUCCAGUGCAUUAAGUGAGUGUUGGAGGCAUUAGUUUCUCUUUCUAACAGUGUCAACCCAUUUCUCGUGAAAUAGUCUGGAUACUAAAAGGAUAACAACCUAAUUAGACAAGUGGAAUCUAAUUUCCAAGACUGAGUAUUGAAUAUUCUAGUUCUUUCGUUAUAUUCGUCGGCAUGGACGUUUGACAACUGCUUUUAUUAUUCAGUUAACAGUACAGAUAACGCCAGACCAGCAGCACAACUGAGUGCUAAACUUGAACAAAAUUGUUAAACCACAAUCUGUGGUUUAGAGAGGCAAUGUGACUUUAUUCAACGGCUCAUUACGUUCCAUGGUUAGUGAUUAACACUGACAUUGAACAAAGUGCAUUGAUUUGGGAUUUCUAAUCUGAGUGGAUCUUUUAUUGUGACGAGGACCACUUAAAGUGGAAAUUGAUAUAAAUUUUCGAAGUCCAUCUAGUUUCUUCUGAUAAUACUUCUUGAAGACUAAGAGAGUAUAAAGCACGAUGUUGGCCAAGAAGCUCUUGAAGAUUGUUCGAGAACCAUCUGCCGUUUCCCAGAAGAGUGGUGAAGGCAACGAUUCCAGUGGCGACGGAACCAUCUCAGAGACGAGUGUGACCUCUACCAGACUCGGUGGCCUCUCUCGGAAAGGUUCGGUGUGGUCACAGGUGGCCAAGAAACUCUCGCAGAAGGAAACGCAGAAAGCCCUGGUGCCACGCGUCAAGUACGAGAACACCUAUCAACUCUCCCCGGACGACAGCUGCAAAUUUGACGCCACCAAGGUGCAGAACUUCGUCGAGGAACUCCUGGCGAUCCGCCUGAAAACGGAGGAGUACAACCCAAGGACGGUAUCUUCCCUGACGACGAACUUGUCGGACGUCAUCAAGGGGCGUAUCAAGAAGAUGGGGUUCAAGAGGCACAAGAUCGUCUGUCAUCUUGUUAUUGGAGAACAGAAUAGUCAAGAUGUACAUGUCACAAGUCGCUGCGUCUGGGAUACCAACACGGAUAAUUCAGCGACGGCAAGGUACUCGAACACAUCACUUUUCGCCGUGGCGACUAUUUUUGCUGUGUACUUUGAGUAAAAAAAGAA